GACCAUAAUAACAACAGGAACUGAAGAUGGCGACCUCUCUGCUUCGGAUCGGGCGAGCUGCUUCUCUCAAGUGUCUCCAGCUGGAGAGCCUUUGUGCUCUGAGGAGUCGUCCUGUGGCCAGACUCUGCACUGGGGCCAAAGAACCUGCCGAGGCCAAGACAGAAGCUCCAGACGAGCGAGCAGCUCUCCUCUCCUACAAGACCUCCGUUGCCUUUCCAGUUAAACUCUUAGACCCUGGAGUUUACUCACAGCAGCCUUUAGUUGCAGCAGCAGAGUCUGUAGCUACAUCCACAGCUAACCCUGAAAUAAUCACAGAACCUCAGACAGAAAGCCCCUCCCCAGAGCCUGUUGUUACAGCACCAGAGGUUAGCUCAGCUGAAUCUACCUCAGAACCCACCGAACCUGCUCCAAGUGUAAAUGUUGAGGCACCAGCAGAAACGCCGUCUCAGGACCAAGUCCUUGCAGCUCCAGAAGUUGCUGAUUUGGCAGAGGCCAAAGUUACUCCAUCAGAGACACCAGUGGAGGAGCUGGUUGAUUCUGCUCCUGUCGCUGUAGCGGCUGAAGUCCCUGAGGUCAAAGCAGAAGAGUCCACUGCAGCUGCUGCAGCAGCACAAGCCCAAAGUGCUGAACCUGCUGAAGCAGAACCUGUGGUCAGUGCAAGUGCAGAAGAACUUGUUGAUUCUGCUCCUGUGAUUCCAGAAGCUCAAGAGCCGAUCAGAGUUGAAACUACAGCUGAAACUACGGCCGAAACUACAGCUGCACCUACAGCUGCACCUACAGCUGAAACUACGUCUGAAACUACGUCUGAAACGACAGCCGAAACUACGUCUGAAACAACAGCCGAAACUACGGCUGAAGACACUCCAGUAUUAUCCACUACCUCAGAAAGCUCUGCCAAACCGGAUUCAUCUGAGUCCGCUGGAGCUCCGGUCGAUGCAUCCUCUUCGUCUUCCUCAAGUGAUUCUGAUUCCGACUCUGACUCGGAUUCAGACUCAGAAGAUGAGAAACCAGACGUCAAAACACAAGCCCCCAAAGUGAAAGAAGAUGUGAAGGUGGACGAGGCCCCUAAAGAAGCUCCUGAGACUAUUAAAAUUGUUAUUGAUGUCGAAGAUUUGGCGGAUCCUGCCCCUGAGGUUCUGACCGCAGCUGAAGCUUCUGUUGAACCAGUGGCUGCUGCUACAGAACCACACGUCGCUGAAGACCCCAUCAGUGAAGAGAAGGCGAGAAGCCCAAGUGAAGCUCCUCUCGAAGCGGCACCAGCUGAAGCCAGUGGAGAUGUGGAAACCGCUCCAGAGGUUGUUGAAGAGGCCAAGUUAGUCCAGGAAGAUGCAGCCCAAGCCCCAGAAGUUCUUGCAGCUGUGCAGGAAGUAGUGGAAAAGGCUCCCGAGGUGGUUGUACCGACUGAAGAACUUGUUGAUACAGCUCCUGAGGUUGAACUAGCUGCUCCAGAAGUUGUAGCGGAAAUAGUUGCUGAACCAAGUGAAGAAGUUGUUGAAUUGGCUCAACCUGUCGUUCAGGAAGUCGUAGAUCCAGCUCCAGCAGUUGCAGAUUCAGCUCCAGAAGUUGUAGAUCCAGCCCCAGAAGUUGUUGAAUCGGCACAAGAGGUAGUCGAAACUCCCCCGGAAGUAGUAACGCAUCACCCCAAGAUGUUGCUCCAACGGAACCAGACGUAGUGGAAGCAACCCCAGAAACAACAGAACCCCCCGCAGAAGUUGCUGAAUUGGCACCAGCACAGGAAGUAGUCGCCUCUGCCCAAGAAGUAGUUGAACCAGCACCGGACGUAGUUGCACCAACACCGGAAGUAGUCGCCUCUGC
Messenger RNA from Boleophthalmus pectinirostris (great blue-spotted mudskipper), 1815 nucleotides. RefSeq lists its product as uncharacterized. The coding region runs from base 27 to 1673 and encodes 548 amino acids. Lineage: Eukaryota; Metazoa; Chordata; Actinopteri; Gobiiformes; Gobiidae. The transcript has 3 exons. The record is from RefSeq and is a predicted model, not a curated record.